Clonostachys rhizophaga is the source of this 1065-nucleotide messenger RNA. The record is from the annotation of a GenBank genome assembly. NCBI's taxonomy places the organism in Eukaryota, Fungi, Ascomycota, Sordariomycetes, Hypocreales, Bionectriaceae.
AUGGCUACAAAGACCUGGAAGCGAUGGUUUGAAACUUGUAGGACGUCUCACUCCAAGUGCCGCGGACUGGAGAAUCGAGCGCGUCCAUUCAUUCCGGAGAGACUGAUUGAGAUUUUGUGCACUGAGACGAUGGAAAGUAGUAGAUGGCGACUUGUGUCUAGCCGCCACCUGGGAUAUGUUUCGUACGUCACUCUGAGCCACUGCUGGGGUUCUUCGGACCAUUUGAAACUGCUCAAGAGCAACCUGGACUAUCUCCAGUCUCAAGAGGGGAACCCACCUACUACACUCCCCAAAACGUACCAGCACGCCUUCAUAGUAGCACUUGCCUUGGGGUUCCGGUUUAUCUGGGUAGAUUCGUUGUGCAUCAUCCAGGAUGAUGACCGGGACUGGAGAGAACAGUCGUCCGUGAUGGGUAUGAUAUAUAAGCAUGGUCAGUGCAAUCUUGCUGCUACCUGGGCCCACGACGGAAAAGAUGGCUGCUUCAGUUACCGCGAGCCAGAGGUGGUUAAGCCUCCUCUGGUCGAACUUACAUCCGCCGGCGACAAGCUGACACGCAACCAUGUCAUUGUAGACUCACUUGUCUAUCAUAAUGAUUUGCAUCACGCCCCGCUGAAUACCCGGGGCUGGGUGGUCCAAGAACGUUACAUGGCAAGAAGACAACUCAGCUUCUGCAAGCAGCAGGUAUAUUGGGAAUGCGAAGAAUUACUUGCCUCGGAGCAGUUUCCCUGCGGAAUCCCCGGGACACUGACGAACCUCACUCACGUCAACCAAUGGGCCCUUCCUGGCGUAAAACCCAGUUUAAACUUCAAAGAAGAAUCAUCUCUCCGUGAUGCCUGGACGGCACUGGUGGAGCAGUACUCUAGGUGCCAACUUACCCGGUCCUCAGACAAGGUUAUCGCACUGGCUGGACUGGCUGGGGAGUUUCGGAGUUCUCUUGGAGAUAUAUACCUUGCCGGGAUGUGGAAGACCGAUCUGAUCCGGCAAAUUUGUUGGUCCGUAGAUGAAGAUUCACAGGGGUCACAAAACCGGACUCUACCAAAUGGCCAGCAGACCUUGAUGAUGUAG